GCACUAGCGAAGUAUCACCCUUUCCUAUUUGACGGGAUGUAUGCCGGGUGUCCGGGAAAUAGAUGAAAUCAUUUGAUGCUGGAUUUUCUUUGGAAUAAGAUGCAUACAAGUGGAAAUGGGUUUAUGAAUCAGGAUGCUCUGGAUUUUAUUGCUGAUCGGACUAUCGAGGCUUGUGAUGAGAUUGAUGGUGUUAGGGAAGUAUUGAUUGAGAAUUCGCUGAAGUGUGAUUUUGAUAUCAAGAUGUUGCAGUGCGAACCUGGUCAGACCGCUGUUAGCGUUGAUAAGACUCGGUGUCUGACGCCUGUGCAGAUCCAAUCUGAUUUAUGUCGGCCCCAAGGAUGCGCGUACAGGGAUGGGGACCUACCCUGGGUUUGACAUAGAAUCAGAGGGUGGCUGGUUGGAUCAGGAGGCGUCUUUGUAUUCCUCUUACGCUGUUCCGAUUCUCAAACAGCUUGCUCUAAGGACGAGGACUAUAACGUCACAGUUUUCAACUGGGGAUCUGAUGUCGAUCUCUUGGAUCAGAUUGCGUUGC
Molecule: messenger RNA, 532 nt
Organism: Aspergillus alliaceus
Lineage: Eukaryota; Fungi; Ascomycota; Eurotiomycetes; Eurotiales; Aspergillaceae
Exons: 1
Coding region: 76-375 (99 amino acids)
Source: RefSeq, a predicted model, not a curated record